This is a messenger RNA of Zea mays, 7076 nucleotides long. RefSeq names its product thyroid adenoma-associated protein homolog. The transcript has 6 exons. Gene Ontology annotation, cellular component: cytosol. Lineage: Eukaryota; Viridiplantae; Streptophyta; Magnoliopsida; Poales; Poaceae. The record is from RefSeq and is a predicted model, not a curated record. Gene Ontology annotation, biological process: tRNA methylation. The coding region runs from base 362 to 6847 and encodes 2161 amino acids.
CGGAGGCCUAGGGGUAUUUUGGUCAGGUCGACGCGGAAAACACUCUAGCGAGGGGGAAGAGAGAGAAUCGCAGGACCAAACCCUAAACCCCCGCUCCCGCCUCCUCUCGCUGCUGCAGCUUGCCGGGAGCUCACGCGGCCUUUGCUUCUCGCUUCUUUCGCUGGCCACCUGAUCCCGGUUGUUCUUCGCUGGGCUCCCGAGCCGCUGCACUCGCUGGGUGCUGCCGCCUGCCAGGAGGAGCGGCACGGCCGUCUACAGGAUUAAAGGGAGGGAAGGUUUGUGGUUUAAGUUCCCGGAGGAAGACUUGUGGCGGAACUGUACUGACUUCAGAUUGAAGUCAAGGAGCUAAUUUGGGGGAAGAAUGUCUUCAAAGUGGCGGUCACUGCAGCAUCGGCACCGGUACACCUACACCUCCAUUGUGUUCCCGAAGCAUUACCUUGAGGCCCUAACUCUCGUGCCAGCUGAGAUCUCCUCAUCCAAUUUCUUUGUCCGAUUGAGCAACUUGAUUUCCCUGACCUCCACUUACUCCCAAGUUGUUGUGGUCAAGGAUCUUGCCUCGGCAUAUGUGCAGUUUCUGUCCACUACAGGGACUCCUGAUGAAGCAGUGCUCGCUGCCACAAAGCUUUAUUUGGAGAUCCUCUUUCUUGAGAAUUCCCUCCCUCUCCACCGGACACUCAUAUCAGUGCUUGCCAAGUGCAAGAAAUUCUCCACAGUGAUCAGUGGGUGUUUUGCCUUGCUCUGUGAGGAGUAUGGUGGCUCUGGUAGUAAGGCAAAGAAGAGAUUUAUGGUAUCUCGAGCAGCCUUGUCGCUUAUUGGGUACCCAAAGUUGGGAUUUUUGGAUGAGGCAGUAGAGAGGUGUGCAGAGAUCAUGGCACUGGAUGUUGUUGAUGGGCUUGAUGGAGUGACAAAAGACAUUGGUGAAGGGUCACGGCCAUCUCCAGUCGUGAUGGAGCAGUGCCAGGAGGCCAUGUCUUGCAUGUACUACUUGCUGCAGAGGUACCCGUAUAAGUUUAUUGGCCUUGACAAGGCGUCAAGUGUCUUCAAGAGUGCUGUCAGGACAAUACUAUCUGUUCUUAAGUCAUCUGCCUUUUCAAGGGAUUGCCUGGUGGCCUCUGGAGUAAGCUUCUGUGCGGCAAUUCAGGUUUUCAUGAGCACAGAGGAGAUUUCCUGGUUCAUUUCUCAAGGUCUAUUUGGCAUCUAUGCAAAUCAUGAAGAUAGAAAAAAUCAGUCUGUGCACAAUGUAUUUUCGGACUUUGAUCUGUGUGAACAAAUCAGAGACCUUUCAGUGUUGAGUAGACUUUGUCUACUAAGAGGGAUUUUGACAUCUAUUCCAAGGACAGUACUCAACAUGCACCAACUUCAUUCCAGUGGACCUUUAUGGACUGUUUUAUAUGAUGGAAUUUUACCUGAGCUUUGCAAGCAUUGUGAGAACCCAGUUGAUAGCCACUUCAAUUUCCAUGCUCUUACAGUGACACAAAUAUGUUUGCAGCAGAUAAAGACAUCGGUUUCAUCUGAUAUCACCGACUUCUCUGGGGACUAUAAGCCUUUUUCAAGAGAUGUUGUCAACCGUAUAUUGGGAAUCAUAUGGCGCAACCUGGAAGAUCCUUUGAGUCAGACAGUAAAACAGGUGCAUUUGAUCUUUGAUCUCCUAUUAGAUAUUGAACUAUGUAUUGCAUCAGAAGACCGUGAACAUAACAACAACUUGUUCCUUUGCAAUGUUGCAAAUGAUUUACUUCGCUUAGGUCCACGAUGCAAAGGGAGAUAUGUCCCUUUAGCUUCUUUGACAAAGCGAUUGGGUGCCAAAUCUCUUCUAACAUUGAAAUCAAAUCUGCUUUCAGAAACAGCUUAUGCGUACAUAGAUGAUGAUGUUUGUUGUGCUGUCACCACAUUUUUAAAAUCCUUCCUGGAGACUUUAAGAGGUGAAUGUUGGAAUGACGAUGGUGUUGAGCUAGGAUAUGAUGCCUUCAGAGCUUUGUGCUUGCCUCCUUUCAUGCGGGGACUUGUAUCUGGAAAUUCAAAACUACGUUCUAACUUAAAUACUUAUGCUUUACCUGCUCUAAUUGAAGUUGAUGCAGAGAGCAUAUUCACAAUGCUUGGAUUCAUCUCCAUUGGCCCUAGCACAAAUGAAACUAAACUAGAUGUUGUUUUGAAAAAUGACCAGUGUAUAGCUGCACUGGUUUCUCUGCUUAAGGUCUCACGGAAUCUGGCUCUUGUUGAAGGGGACAUUGAUUUAGAUCCUGAUGAAUUGUCACAGAUUCAGCAGAUGGAUAGUAAGGGUGCUGCAGUUAUAUCUGUUAAAGGGAUUAAAGUUACAGUUCCUUUUAAUUGGUUUGCUUUGGCACUGACACACAGUGAUGAAAGUCUCCGUAUAGAUGCAGCUGAAUCCCUCUUUCUAAAUCCAAAGACAUCAAGUCUUCCAUCCUCCUUGGAACUGAGCUUGCUCAAAGAAGCUGUUCCGUUGAAUAUGCGUUGUAGCUCAACGGCAUUUCAAAUGAAAUGGACAAGUUUAUUUCGGAAGUUUUUUGCUAGGGUGCGAACUGCACUUGACAGACAGGUAAAACAGGGGUCUUGGAUUCCAUCAUUAACGUCUAGUGUUAAAGGGGCUGGCUCUAUUGAUACUUCUAAGGCCACUGUUGUCAAGAGGGCUGAAGAUCUCUUCCAAUUCAUGAAGUGGCUGAGUUCCUUUCUGUUUAAUUCUUGUUACCCCUCUGGCCCUUAUGAAAGGAAAACAAUUGCAAUGGAGCUCAUUCUUACACUACUAGAUGUAUGGCCUAUUUGCCGCUCUGAAGGGAAAAUUGAUCUUUAUCCUUACAAUGAUAGCAUAAUAUUGCCAGACUCAACAAUUUCAUUUGUUGGGUCUAUAAUUGAUAGUUGGGACAGAUUAAGGGAAAACUCUUUUCGCAUUCUACUGCAGUUCCCAACACCGCUUCCUGGGAUUUCCUUGAGUACAUCCAUAAAUGAUGUUAUCAGAUGGGCAAAAAAACUUGUUCUAAGCCCACGUGUCCGGGAAAGUGAUGCUGGUGCUUUAACCUUCCGCCUUAUAUUUAGGAAGUAUGUUUUGCAGCUUGGAUGUAUUCUUGUAUUUUCUAAAGAAAGUGAUUGCCUUGAAUGUUAUACACAAUCUAUGAAUGGAGAUACAGAAGUUACUAGUCAAAACCCAGUUGCACAGUAUAUAUCUUCACUCAUUCAAUGGCUCUGUAUUGUUGUCGAAGAGGGUGAGAGGGAUCUCUCUGAAGCAUGUAAGAAGAGCUUUGUUCAUGGAGUUCUUCUUACUCUGCGCUACACAUUUGAUGAGAUGGAUUGGAACUCUGAGGUAGUACAAUCAUGUAUUUCUGAAAUGAGGUACCUGGUAGAAAAACUGCUUCAACUCAUAAUGCGUGUAACUUCGGUGGCCCUAUGGGUGGUUUCUUCAGACGCAUUGUCUCUGCCAUAUGACAUGGAUGACAUGAUUGAUGAUGGUUCCUUCCUCUCAGAUAUAUAUGAUGAUCAACCUACUACCACUUCAGAAAGAGAGGAGAAGAAUGCAAAACCAGGGAGUAAUGGCAAACCAGCCGAACAAGUUGUUAUGGUUGGUUGCUGGCUUGCUAUGAAGGAGGUCAGUUUACUUUUUGGAACCAUCAUCAGGAAGAUACCAUUGCCUGGCUGUUCUCAUUCAGCUUCAUCUCAGAAUGGCUUGCCUGACAGUAUUGAAGAGACAAGUAUAUCUGAAGAAAUUCUUGAUGUGGGGCAGUUAAAGAUGAUGGGUGACCAUUUUUUACAGGUUCUUCUUAAAAUGAAGCAUAACGGUGCAAUAGAUAAAACAAGGGCUGGGUUUACUGCCCUUUGCAACCGGCUUCUUUGCUCAAAUGAUUCAAGGCUGUGCAAAAUGACAGAGUCAUGGAUGGUGCUACUAAUGGAUAGGACAAUUGCUAAAGGGCAAACUGUGGAUGAUUUGAUAAGGAGGAGUGCAGGAAUUCCUGCUGCAUUUAUCGCCCUGUUCCUGGCAGAGCCAGAAGGAACACCAAAGAAACUACUUCCAAGGGCAUUAGAAUGGCUGAUAGAGUUUGCUAAGAACUCUUUAGCUAAUUUCCAGAAAGACUCCAACCAGAGGUCUGGAGUAAUGAAAGAGCUGUUGGAAUCACAGUCAGAAACUACAAGUGUAUAUUCUAAUGGUAACCUAUCUAAAGGUCGAGAUGAGGGUGUUGUUCCCACUGUGCAUGUGUUCAAUGUGCUUAAAGCUGCUUUCAAUGAUGCAAAUCUGGCAACCGACACUUCGGGUUUCAGUGCUGAAGCAACAAUAGUUGCUAUACGAGCAUUUUCAUCUCCCUACUGGGAAGUGCGCAAUGCAGCUUGCCUUGCGUAUACUGCACUAGUUCGUCGCAUGGUUGGGUUUCUGAAUGUGCAGAAGCGUGAAUCAGCACGACGAUCUUUAACUGGCCUUGAAUUCUUCCACAGGUAUCCAGCCCUUCAUCCUUUCCUUUCUAGUGAACUGCAAACCACAACUGAACAACUAGCUGAUGGAGUGUCCAGCAAUUUGGAGUCACACAUUACAAAAGCAAUACACCCUAGCCUGUGUCCGAUUCUUAUUCUUUUAUCAAGACUUAAGCCUUCACCUAUAAGCUGUGGAACUGAUGAUUCUUUGGACCCUUUUUUGCUUUUGCCUUUCAUCCAAAGAUGUGCUACCCAGAGUAACUACCGGGUCCGUAUCCUUGCAUCAAGGGCAUUAACUUGUUUGGUAUCUAACGAGAGAUUGCAGUACGUUAUUAGUGAUAUACUGGAUAAUUUACCUCGUGGAAGUCACAAAGCAAUGGCUCACAGUGUUCAGCAUACUGAUCCUGCCAUAUCAGCUAAUAUGGGAAAAGCAAAUGUACUUCUGCUGUCUAAGUCAUUCAAUUCAAUACAUGGCCUUUUGCUGCAGCUGGCUUCUCUUCUGGAUAACAACUUUAGAGGUUUGACAGACGGUAGCAUGAAGGAUCAGAUUAUUGGCCUAUUACUGGAGGUUCUUUCAAGAUGCUCUUGGCUUGGCUGCACGAAAUUAUGCUCAUGCCCUAUCGUAAUUACAUCUUACUUGCGGGUAUUGGAUCUCAUGCUUGAUGUUGCAAGGACAGGGAAAAGCAGACAUACUGAAGUCAUUCAGGCAUUGCUGCUAGAGUUAACUUCCCAGUGCUUGAGCAACACAGCAUCAACCCAGUACGCAUUCCAUGAUCCAACCCGUAUUGAACUAAAACAACAAGCAACUGAAUCAUUUUUGAGCUGUGUUGGUCUUUCUAAGAAAACCGAUGAAACUAACGAUGAUGAUGUGCAGUUGCAAAUACUCGGUGAACCAACUUUAGAGAUGCCUAGAGUGGAUUACUCCCUUCAUGAAGUACACAAGGAGAUCCUGUCAUGUCUCACUGAUCCUUCAUAUGAUGUUAGAAUUACGGUGCUGAAGAGGAUUCUUUGGCUCACAAAAUCAAUCAGACAUGGUUAUGCAGAUAACAUUUUGCACCAGUGGGCAGGAGUUAAUCUGCAGCCUGCUUUAAUGGAACGGUUGUUUGUGGAAGAACACCCUAAGUGCCUUUAUUAUAAUCUGAAGAUCAUCUUUUCAUGGAACAUGGAAUUCCCAUUCAACAAUGGAGAAGAUUCUAGCACACUUUUGUCCUUGUGGGAUAGGUUAGUUCAUUUAAACAGCACCAUGUCACAUGCAAAAACGAGAGAAAUAGUUCUAUGUUGCAUGGGUAUGUGCAUGAAAUUGUUCACUAAACAAUCUAGGGGUGGUAUUUCAAUGGAUUGUCUUAAGACCAGUGAGAUCUCUGCAUCCUUUGUCAGAAUCAAUGAAGGGGAUGGAUUAUCUGAUGCCAUGCUUAGAUUAAACUUGUUUGUCACACUUGUCAAGAACCAAAGUGAACCAUCAGAAAGCAUGAAUGCUCGACGGGCUGCUGCUGAGGCAAUUGUUGCUUCUGGUCUUCUUGAAGAAGCAAGCUACGUUGCUUCAUCUGUGUCCAACAUGUACUCUCCUUCAGAAUUUGAUGAAGACCAUACCAAAGAGAAAUGCAUGGAAGAUAGCGUUUUUGAAUUUGUUAGUCUUUAUACAUGCAAGAUACUUGACUUGUGGUUUGUAUGUAUUCAGUUGCUGGAGGAUGAGGAUGCAUAUCUGAGGCAAAAACUUGCGAAGGAUAUUCAGAAAAUAAUCGCUAAGGGUUCAGCUAAUACCUUCUGUGAUGAUUCCACACCACUACAAGUUGAUAGAGUCAUUGAAUUAAGCUUGGACUAUUUAACUUCUUUGUUUGGCCUCUGGCUGAAAUACGUUGAAUUCUUGUUAAGGAUAGUCUUGGGCACUGGAAACGCUCUGAACUCCCGUGGCGAUUUGGUCCGUCAGAUAUUUGAUAAAGAAAUUGAUAACCACCAUGAGGAGAAGCUAUUGAUAUGUCAAAUCUGCUGUUCAAACAUUCAGAAACUUCUGAAUUCAAAAUGCCAGAUGGAAGCAGGAGCAGAGACUAAACUGUUCCUGCAGAAUUGGAGGGAGAUAUUUCUAAAGCAGCUCACAUCGCUGACUGGUGGCUAUAUUGAGAAAGAGGGGAAGAACGAUUGGAUUGGCGGCAUAGGUAACCACAAGGACGUGUUCAUAUCAGUGUAUGCAGUCCUACUCGGUUUAUACGCGCUCACGCAGUCUGGCUCUCUGGAUCAAUUGGAGGACCACUGUGCAGUUUAUUUGCAGGAAUUUGCAAACCUUGAAAGGUCUAUCACACCAUUCCUCAAGAACCCGUUGAUUUCUAAUCUUUACGCUCUGGUAAAAUUGUCACACGAGAGGUUCAUAUCAUCAGAUAAGCCUGAGGACCAAGUGGGUGAUUCAGGAUCAAGUUUUGACCCAUAUUUUCUUAUCAGAUGAUUUUCGCUAAUGUACUAGUAAUUCUUCAUUGUUAUUCCUCCGUUGUAAGACUCAAUACUAAUUGCUUUUUUAUACAAAUUACCAUACUAUAGAUUCUUUACUUGAUGCCCCUUCUCUGUGUAUCAGUGCAUUUUAAGUGCCUUGGGUUUUCUAGCACUCAAAAAAUGUAUGACAAGGUUGUGACUAACGUCCGAACAACUGAUAAUGAUAUAAAUAUUUUUCCGAUUAA